This is a messenger RNA of Alligator sinensis (Chinese alligator), 3951 nucleotides long. It is a transcript of the gene CPD, whose product is annotated as carboxypeptidase D. The transcript is spliced from 21 exons. Gene Ontology annotation, molecular function: zinc ion binding; metallocarboxypeptidase activity. Bases 105 to 3572 code for a protein of 1155 amino acids. NCBI's taxonomy places the organism in Eukaryota, Metazoa, Chordata, Crocodylia, Alligatoridae. The record is from RefSeq and is a predicted model, not a curated record. Gene Ontology annotation, biological process: proteolysis.
CCGGCCGCGCCAACGCCCUGGGCCGCGACCUCAACCGCAGCUUCCCCGACCAGUUCGCCCCCGGCCCGCCCGACCUGCGCCCCGUGCCCGAGGUGCGCGCCCUCAUGGCCUGGAUGCGCAGCAACAAGUUUGUGCUUUCCGGGAAUCUGCACGGAGGCUCUGUGGUGGCGAGCUACCCCUAUGAUGACUCUCCCACUCAUCAGUCCUCUGGCGUCUACAGCAAAUCGGCCGAUGAUGAAGUAUUCAGGUACCUGGCGAAAGCCUAUGCUUCACACCACCCCAUCAUGAAAACUGGCACCCCAAACUGCCCGGGGGAGGAAGAUGAGACUUUCAAAGAUGGCAUCACCAACGGCGCCCAUUGGUACGACGUGGAAGGUGGGAUGCAGGAUUACAACUACGUGUGGGCCGACUGCUUCGAGAUCACCCUGGAGUUGUCUUGUUGCAAGUACCCGCCGGCCUCCGAGUUGCAGCAGGAGUGGGAGAACAACCGGGAGUCUCUGCUUACCUUCAUCGAGCAGGUUCACAUUGGAGUAAAAGGAUUUGUCAGAGAUUCAGCCACGGGGGCCGGCCUGGAUAACGCAACCAUCGCUGUCGCUGGGAUUGCUCAUAACAUCACGGCAGGCAGAUUUGGCGACUACCACAGGCUGCUCGUGCCUGGGACCUACAACGUCACCGCAGCUGCCCCGGGUUACAUGCCAAUGACGAUAGAGAACAUCGAAGUGAAAGAAGGGGAUGGUACGGAGGUGGACUUUUCCCUGCAGCCUACUGUCGUGUCACCUGGUCCUGACCCGACCCAGCUGGCAGCCACCUCGGCCCCAGCUGUGGUCACCAAUACAACUAGCCCAGUGCAGGCAGAGACCCCAACCUCUCCGCACCAGCCAGUGCAGCCCGUGGAUUUCCGCCACCAUCACUUCCCUGACAUGGAGAUCUUCUUGCGGCGGUAUGCCAACGAGUACCCCAACAUCACUCGCCUCUACUCAGUGGGCAAGUCGGCGGAGUUCAGGGAGCUGUAUGUCAUGGAGAUAUCGGACAACCCAGGCAUCCACGAAGCAGGCGAGCCAGAAUUCAAAUACAUCGGGAACAUGCAUGGGAAUGAAGUGGUCGGACGCGAGCUGCUCCUGAACCUGAUUGAAUACCUCUGCAAGAACUUCGGCACCGACCCUGAGGUCACAGACCUGGUCCUCCACACACGCAUCCACAUCAUGCCCUCCAUGAACCCUGAUGGGUAUGAGAAGUCCCAAGAAGGAGACGUAGGAGGCACUGGCGGCAGAAACAACAGCAACAACUACGACCUGAACCGAAACUUCCCAGACCAGUUUGUCCAGGUGGCAGACCCUCUGCAGCCAGAGACUAUUGCCGUCAUGAGCUGGCUAAAGGCUUAUCCAUUUGUGCUGUCAGCCAACCUGCAUGGAGGUUCCUUGGUGGUGAAUUACCCCUUCGACGAUGACGAACAAGGAAUUGCCAUAUACAGCAAGUCGCCCGAUGACGCCAUGUUCCAGCAGCUCGCGCUCUCCUAUUCCAGGGAAAAUGCUCAGAUGUAUCAGGGGAGCCCUUGCAAGAACAUGUACCCCAACGAGUAUUUCCCACAUGGCAUCACCAAUGGGGCGAACUGGUAUAACGUUCCAGGUGAGGCCGAGAUGGAGCGUGAUCCGGGUGGGAUGCAGGACUGGAAUUACCUGCACACAAACUGUUUUGAAGUGACCAUCGAGCUUGGCUGUGUGAAGUACCCGAACGCUGAGGAGCUGCCAAAGUACUGGAAGGAGAACCGCAGAUCUCUGCUUCAGUUCAUGAAGCAGGUCCACCAAGGCGUUAGCGGAUUUGUGCUGGAUGCCAUGGAUGGAAGGGGCAUCUUCAAUGCUACCAUUAGCGUUGCUGACAUCGACCACCCAGUCACCACCUGCAGGGAUGGAGACUACUGGCGCCUCUUGGUUCAGGGCACUUACAAGAUCACAGCAUCAGCCCGAGGGUACAACCCACUUACAAAGACGGUGACCGUUGGCAGCAAAGGUGUGGUGCAGGUCAACUUCACUCUCUCGCGAACGGACGCCAAAGCGGAGGAAGGGAAGACCCUGGUCAUAAACCCUCCAGACACCAGGGAUCCCACAACAAAGGAGUUUGAGACCCUGAUCAAGGAUCUCUCUGCUGAGCACGGCCUAGAGCACCUUGUGCUGGCCUCUUCGGGCGAUGCUCCUCCUUAUCGAUACCAUCCGUACAAAGACCUGUCGGAAUUCCUCAGAGGCCUCAACUUGAACUACCCGCAGAUCACAAAUCUCACUAGCUUGGGGCAGAGCGUCGAGUUCCGUCACAUCUGGUGCCUCGAAAUCUCCAACAAACCCAACCAGUCAGAGCCCGAGGAGCCUAAGAUCCGCUUCGUCGCCGGGAUCCACGGGAAUGCGCCAGUGGGCACGGAGCUGCUCUUGGCCCUGGCAGAGUUCCUGUGCAUGAACUACAAAAAGAACGCGGCCAUCACCAAGCUGAUUGACAGGACACGGAUCGUGAUCGUGCCUUCCCUGAAUCCGGACGGACGCGAGGUUGCUCAGGAGAGGGGCUGCACCUCGAAGGUGGGACAGACCAACAUCCACGGCAAAGACCUGGACACGGACUUCACAAGUAAAGCUGGCAACUCUUCUGGAGACUUGGUGCGAGAGCCCGAGACCAGAGCCAUCAUGGAGAACUUGAUCCUGAAGCAAGAUUUCAGCCUCUCCAUCGCCCUGGAUGGUGGAUCUGUGCUUGUCACCUACCCCUAUGACAAGCCUGUGCAGACAGUGGAGAACAAAGAAACUCUGCAGCAUCUGGCAUCUCUGUAUGCCAGCAACCAUCCCUCAAUGCAUCUGGGUCAGCCGGGCUGCCCAAAUAAGUCAGAUGAGAACAUUCCCGGGGGUGUGAUUCGUGGGGCAGAAUGGCACAGUCACCUGGGCAGCAUGAAGGAUUUCAGCGUGACGUUUGGUCACUGCCCUGAGAUCACAGUUUAUACCAGCUGCUGCUACUUCCCCAGCGCCGGACAGCUUCCAUCCUUGUGGGCAGAGAACAAGAAAUCUCUUCUUAGCAUGCUUGUUGAGGUUCACAAGGGAGUUCACGGCUUUGUCCGUGACAAGAGCGGGAAGCCGGUGUCCAAAGCGAUCAUUGUGCUCAACGAAGGUGUGAAGCUCUACACGAAGGAGGGUGGCUAUUUCCAUGUGCUGCUGGCCCCAGGUUCCCAUAACAUCAAUGCUAUCGCGGAAGGGUACCAACAGCAGCACGUACAGGUGUUGGUGCGCCAUGAUGUACCCAGCUCCGUGUUCAUUGUGUUUGACAUGGAUAACAGAAUAUUUGGCCUCCCGAGGGAGCUCGUCGUAACUGUAGCAGGUGCCACCAUGUCGGCUCUGGUCCUCACAGCCUGCAUCAUAUGGUGCGUCUGUUCCAUCAAGUCCAACAGGCACAAGGACGGCUUCCACCGCCUACGGCAGCACCAUGAUGACUACGAGGAUGAGAUUCGCAUGAUGUCUACUGGCUCAAAGAAAUCCCUCCUGAGCCACGAAUUCCAGGAUGAAACAGACACUGAAGAGGAAACACUGUACUCUAGCAAACACUGAUACCGGCCGAGAGGGAAGGAGACUCGCUAUGGACAGACCUGGCAGUGGGGGCAACUCUUGUCAUUCAGAGACCUGAGCUGUUAGCUGGCAGAACGUGUAAUCUCCAGAGACUUGUGGGGCUGUUUGCAACCUCCUGUGUGCCUCUGUUCCCUUCCUACUCAUGCACACGUCAGUGGGUGCCAGGCCCUGUCCUGCCUGUGACACUGCUGGGUUUUAGGUUCAGGUUUGGCGUUCCACGUAACAAAAGCACUUGAGAAGUAAUUUACCAGUGUGUGUGGUGGCAUCAGGACUUCUGAACAGCUCCCUUGCCUGGUGGGGAGAUGCACUGGUGCCUGGCGGGUUCUGUAGUUGCAAAGCUUCAAAGCUGUUUUUCUACUUA